AACGGUGGCCUAAUAUUCACCAUGGAAAGGCUCUCUCUUUUUCUUCUUGCUGCUGCCAUAUUUGCUGCAACAUAUUGCCAUGCUUCUUCUGUUGAAAAGGGAGGGAUCUCCAAAACGAUACACCUUCUUCGCCCAAAAUCAGGCUCCGGAGGCGAACUUCUCCAAGGUAUUUCUUGCAAUAGUUGGCGUCUUGCUGUUGAAACCAAUAACUUCCGUAACUGGAAAACUGUUCCAAUCGAAUGUGGGGAUUAUGUUGGCCAUUACUUGUUAGGCCAGUACUACCGCCAAGAUUCAAGAUUUGUCACCCUAGAGGCUGCAAAAUAUGGUGAGAGCGUUAACCGCACUGGAGACGGUAAAGACAUUUGGGUAUUUGACAUCGACGAGACUACAUUAUCCAAUGUACCUUACUACGCUAAACAUGGAUUCGGGGUUCAACCAUAUAACGACACAGCCUUCAAUGCAUGGGUUGAUACCGGCAAAGCUCGAGCCUUGCCGGAAAGUCUUACAUUAUACAACAGAAUACUUUCUUUAGGCUUCAAAGUUGUAUUUUUGACUGGAAGAGCGGAAAUGCGUAGAGAAAUUACUAGGAAAAACCUUCGUGCAGCUGGAUACAAAAACUGGGAGAAGCUUCUUUUAAGGCAACCAUUAGAUGCACAUAAAUCAGCAGUUGUGUUUAAAUCUCAACAAAGGGCAAAGCUCGUGCAACAAGGAUAUAGAAUCCAAGGAAACAUUGGAGAUCAAUGGAGUGAUAUUUUGGGAACCGACAUCGGUAGCAGAACGUUCAAAUUGCCCGACCCUGUUUACUAUAUUAGUUAGCUAUU
Papaver somniferum (opium poppy) is the source of this 821-nucleotide messenger RNA. RefSeq names its product acid phosphatase 1-like. The coding region runs from base 22 to 816 and encodes 264 amino acids. Gene Ontology annotation, molecular function: acid phosphatase activity. NCBI's taxonomy places the organism in Eukaryota, Viridiplantae, Streptophyta, Magnoliopsida, Ranunculales, Papaveraceae. The transcript is spliced from 3 exons. The record is from RefSeq and is a predicted model, not a curated record.